CGAAAACAAACCACAAGUGUCAGCUAAUUGUUUAGUGUUUACGAAGGUUUUACUGUCUUAGUGUUUUCACAUCGACUGCUCGGGUGCUUUGCGCUGUUAUGUUGCGUAGAGCUAGCUGAGCUUCGUAUGAAGUGCUGCCGUUCGUUGCGUGUUUUAUAUAUUAUUUUAAGUUAAAAACAAAACAGUGAUGUGUUCGUGAUAUAUCGUGUUACAGUCAAGUAUGCUCGUGGGUGUUAACUAUACAUUUUCUCAAAGUUUAUUAGCAAUUAUAUGUAUUUAUAUAACAAAAUAAUAUGUCAGAAGAAGUAUUGGCGGCAGCGGCGUUAGCCCUGAUUAUUUUAGCUAAAAGGAGAAAAGAACGUCGAAAGAAAACUAAGCGUUGCUGGGUGCAGCCCUGGCUGCAAACAAGAGAUGAAGAAGGAAGAGGAAUUUAUAAUACGUUAAUGAAUGAGGAGAGACCAGAAGAUCCGCUUGAAUUUUCCAGAUUUGUGCGGAUGGAUUGUGCAUGUUUUGACAAGCUACUGUCAUUUAUUGGCGUGCAUAUUCGUAAGGCAAACACCGUCAUGAGGGACUCAAUUUCGCCGACCCAAAGGCUGGCAGUAACAUUGCAGUAUUUAACAACAGGAGAGACCUAUCAGAGCCUGUCAGUUGCUCACAGAAUUUCUGUUCCAUGUAUUUCGAAAAUGGUUAUGGAAGUGUGUUCCGCAAUUUGCAGUACAUUGAAAGACAAGUAUUUAAAGGCUCCAGCUACAGAGAAAGAAUGGGAAAUAAUUGCAAGAGAGUUCGAUGAUUUAUGGCAGUUUCCACAUUGUAUAGGUGCUCUGGAUGGGAAACACAUUGCAUUCUCUCCUACACAAUUUAGUGACUCUUUUGACAAUAAGAAAUUUAAUAGCAUAGUUUUGCUUGCUGUUGUGGAUGCACGAUAUCGUUUCAUACUUGUGGAUAUUGUUUGUAGCAACAAAGGCAAUGAUGUGGAUGUGUAUGUCAAUAGCAAAAUUGGUACUGCACUUCAAGAGAAUUCACUCAAAGUUCCGCAGGAAAGAGUUCUUAAUUGCAGCAGCAUUUCAGUACCUUAUGUAAUGGUAGCAGGUGAUGCUUUUAGCCUACAGCCAUAUAUUGUGAAACCUUACAAGCACUGUGAAGGUGAAAAGUCCAAAACUUUCAACAGCAGAUUAUCAAGGGCAAGACAUGUAGUUGAUAAUGCUUUCAGUAUUUUGGCACGCCGUUUUAGAGUUGUGUUACGUACAAUAAAGCUACCUAUAGAGAAAACUGAAGUUCUUAUCAAAACAGUGUGUCUUUUACAUAAUUUCUUGAUAGAUGAAGCAGACAGCACCUAUCUGUCAAGCAUGAACUCUGUGAACACUGGCCAAGACCAAGUAGAGGGUACUUCUUGCAGUGAGGAUUGCAUUUUGCAAAGCAUCCAUCAACAACAGGAAAACCACAUAUCAUCGGCUGCAAUAGAUGUCCGUGACAAGUUUUGUGAAUAUUUCAGCACCAGUGAAUAUGUACCACAGCAGUAGAAUUUUGUAAAUAAAUUUACUGUCAUAUAUUUCAUAGGAAUAUUAUUAAAUUUCUAUUUUGAGUA
Molecule: messenger RNA, 1585 nt
Organism: Schistocerca piceifrons (Central American locust)
Lineage: Eukaryota; Metazoa; Arthropoda; Insecta; Orthoptera; Acrididae
Exons: 4
Coding region: 294-1520 (408 amino acids)
Source: RefSeq, a predicted model, not a curated record